This is a messenger RNA of Trichoplusia ni (cabbage looper), 5669 nucleotides long. Its product is annotated as protein artichoke-like. Bases 2067 to 5627 code for a protein of 1186 amino acids. Lineage: Eukaryota; Metazoa; Arthropoda; Insecta; Lepidoptera; Noctuidae. Gene Ontology annotation, molecular function: protein binding. The transcript has 5 exons. The record is from RefSeq and is a predicted model, not a curated record.
GUUUCCGUGGAAAUACAAACCUUUGUGGACGAAAUGUGGAGCGAAUUGUUCUUUCUUGAGUUAGGCCCUUUCAAUAUUCAUUUUUAUUUGUAAAGAUUAGUAUUAAUAAUAGUUUUUUUUUGUUUGCUGUAGAUUAAAUUACCUUUAUUGAGUUUUAUGGUCUAAAAAUUUUUAGUAUUGUAAUUGUUCCAUUGCUUGAUAUCCAUGCAGUACUGGCUGGUCCUACUAAUAUUUCAACACUUAAUUUACUGAAGGUAUAAACACGACUGGUUAAGAAGACAUAAAGGAACCAAUAAUCAACCAUCCCGACGUAAACUUAGGAAACCACGUUGCAGUUGGCCCCUGACAGCCGCUCCACAUGCCAUUACUAUAUUUUGAAUGAAAGACACGUUCAGUUGAAAUCACAAGCCAUUAUUAAUAGAUAAGAAAAAAAUGACAAAUCGGCCUACAGAUUGACGGCCUGCGUUAUUCAUCACGAAAUGCUCGAGUCGUGUAGUCUGAACCGGUGCCGCAAUCACCGGACCAACAGACUUAAAUCUUGAUCAACAGACUUAAAAUGGUCAUUCUGACUAAACACAGCUAAAGAUUUUAAAUGAACUCUGGAUUCUGGAAGGCUACACAAGCCUAGAAGUGUGGAUGGGAAGAGCGAACCGAUGCACAUGGCCAUGUUUAUUGUUUAGUUUACUUCAUUUUUAUUUAUAUAUAUUCUUUAUAGCUAAUAUAUUCAAAUAACAUUAAAAAAAAUCUAGAGUGCGAGACCUCGUGGACAUCGAUCUCGCUAAAUAAAGCCGAUAUACUUUCGACUUUCGAGAACAAUACAGCACUCCCUAGUUCGUGUUGCAAGUGAACCGGUGACUGAAAUUCUUCCCGAUUCUCUAUUCUGGCCGUCAUGGAACCAACAAUUAUAUUGGUAAUAUUUUAAUCUUUUAACAUAUACACAGAACCUUCAAAAACGAUUGAGUCCUUUAGGCUAGUCGAUGCAUGCAUGCCGCUUGCUGGCACCUGCUUGAUCGGACAGAUCGUUCUGCUGAUACCUGCCUCAAAAGCAAGUCAAAAGAAAUAAUCUGCAUUAGUUUAUGCACUUUUAAUCGCAUAAAAUUGUCUGGACUUUAAAAGGGACUGCGGCCCAUGAUCUUGUUUCGAAAUGUAUUCUCAGUAAUGAUAGGAGCAAAAGACGCCUAUAAGUGAUGAUACAUCGUAGGUACUUGUACAAUAAAUGAUUUAAUUUCAUUUCUAGAGAAGUUGUGCCGAUCGGUUGCCCAGUAAGAAGAUAGAACUAAAAUCGAACAUGGUUGGUCCGGGUGGAUCAACUAUGGUCGCAUGUUCCGCGAUUUUCAGUAGUUGUCGAGAUAUUGUGUUGUGAGACUUGUAAUUAUUACGUGCAUUCGCAAUGAUACAGCGUAUUUGUAAAAUUAAUAUUUAUAAAUGCCUAAUCACCAAUGCAAUAUGUCAUUUCAAUUUUGUGAGUGUAUUACCGAGUAAUUACAAAAUAUCACUAAUCAAUGAGAAAGCGGGAGGGUUAUUCAAGGAUGUGUAAAGUCACUGCAUACAGCUCUGUAUUUAUUUUUCGUAUGGAAUAUCAUCAAAUGUAUCCCUCCGCUUUGGGCUGAGCUACUUAGUCAUUCUUUAUAUUAAAUAUACUUACUAUAUAAUAAGUUGGCAAUCUCCUCGUGAAUCCUAAAUAGCUGUACAAUUUUGUCAAGGCAUUGCAUACUUUAUGGAACAAACAGACAAAACGACCUAUCUAUUGCGAAUAGGGAAGCGUUACAUAGUUCGAAGGUGUCGCAGGAAUAGCCUACGAGAGUCCUCAGGUAUAAGUACGGCAAUACUGGGCCGCUCGCGAAGCUUCCAGCCGUCCAGCGGCAGUCAAGCCGCGGCCGCCGUCGGCGCCGGUUCUGCCGCGAUCGCGGCCAGCUCGCGACACUCGCGUACUUUGCUACGCCGCGCUGAAUUUCACGUACGCUUCACAAACUUUGAAAUGUGUUCGUCAAUGAUUACAGUAUGAUUUUAUUGUAGUUGAUGAAGCAAAGCAUACGUAUUGAGUUUUAGGAGUGGAUUCUGCUGUGAUGCGGGUGGGCUCGCGGGCGGCGCGCGUGCUCAACGUGGCGGCGGCGCUGCUGGUGUCGGGCCUGCGCCCCGCGGCGGCGCCGGCGCGGGCCUGCGCGCGCGCCUCUCUGUGCGCCUGCCGCCGCGACCACCAGGCCUGCAGCGACGUGCCCUUCCAUCGGUUCCCUGAUACCGAGGAGGGCGUGGGCCACGUGUCAGUGUCGGCGGCGCGGCUGGGCGCGCUGGCCGAGGCGGCGCUGGACGGGCGCGCGUUGCGCACCCUCGUGCUGGUGGCCUCGCGCCUGCAUCACAUCGAGCCUGGCGCCCUCGCGUCAAUGGUUUCUACGCUAGCUUCUUUAGAUUUAGGGUACAAUGAGUUUACUGAAAUACCUUUAGAAGCUUUGCGAGACCUUCAAGUUUUGAACUGGCUUAAUUUGCAAAACAACUAUUUAAGUGAUUUGGAUUCUCGUUUGGAUUGGGGCUUCCUGGGCGAUUCACUGAGCAGCUUGUCCUUAAGUAAUAAUCAGUUAUGCUCCCUGGGCGAGGGUGCGCUGUCGUCGCUGCGGCAGCUAGCGCAGCUUGACCUGGACGGGAACCGGCUGCACGCACUAGCGGGUGGUGCGCUGCCACCGACGCUGGCGCUGCUGCGCCUCUCCGACAACUUGCUGCAGCAGCUGCCGUGCGCGGCGUUGGCGCGCUUGCCGCGUCUGCGACACCUGCACCUCAGAAACAACAUGGUGCGCCCUUCGCACAACCGUACUUGCACGAGUCAACAUUCCAAGAUCGAUUCCUUGGACUUGAGCCAUAACGAGCUAGACGACCUAUUUGAACUAGAAUUUCAGCAAAGGCUACAGCUUAAACAACUUGUGCUAGAUUUUAAUGAAUUCAGUUCAGUCCCAUCUUUCGUACUGGACAGUGUGCACCUCGAAAAGCUGUCGAUAGCGCAUAAUAAGGUGGGGCACUUGUCGGCCGCAACGGUGCACGCUCUCCGGCGCGACCUGGAGCGGCUAGACUUAGAUCAUAACGAGCUGACGUCACUGCCGGCACUUGUUAUCGAGCUCACUCGGCUGCGGCAUCUUUCAGUAGCAUACAACCGUAUCCAGGAGUUAGUAGACCUACCUCCACACCUCCACUUUUUAUCGUUGGCCGGUAACUACUUCAAGUCGUUCCCAGCAGGGCUCCGAGGCUUGGCUCCGUCGACUCUAGCCUACCUAGACCUGAGUUACAAUCAGAUUUUUUCGUUGACUCUGGAGAAUUUCGACGCAUGGUCUGAGGCGCUGACUACUCUCAACCUGAAAGGUAACCGCCUGGUGCACAUUUCGAGCGACGCCUUUCCCGGGUCGUUGCCGCUGCGCGAGCUGGUGCUCAGCUUCAAUGAGCUGUACCACGUGGACGAGUCUGCGUUCAGCAACCUUACGAAGCUGGAGGUGCUCGAACUGUCUUCCACAUUGUUCACGGGAGACUUUCCAGUUGUCGCUAGCAACCACUUACUUUCCUGGCUGAGCUUAGAUAAUAAUAAUAUUCACUACAUUUCAAGCGGAAACAUACAGCAUUUCCCGUCGCUGGAGUAUCUAAACUUAGACUUUAAUAAAUUAAUAGAAUUUUCAAGUGAAGUGCUCGGAACAAACCUUUCCUGCAAGCUAAAGGAACUGCGGCUGUCUUAUAAUUAUCUAAGUAGGAUAAACUAUGAGUUUCUAUCUCAUCUGAACGAGCUUCAGAGCGUAGACCUGUCGUACAACCGCGUCCAAAACAUCAGCGAGCGUAGUUUCGUCAGUUUACCGAGCUUAGUUUAUUUAAACUUGGCAGGAAACGCCGUGGAGUCUAUAGCUGACCGAGCGUUCAGUCACCUGCCUAAAUUAGAAGGGCUCGACUUACAGGAUAACCAUUUGGUGGAAUUUUCUACAGAAUAUUUUGAAAACGUGUCCAGUGAAGACACGAACAUGUCUGUGAACAUCAGUUACAAUAAAAUAUCAUCACUGGUCGGCGGCAAAUCACCGGUCCCCAUAAACACUCUCGAUAUGUCGCAUAAUCAGUUGGAACAUUUACCAAAAGCUUUCUUAAGUUGCUUAGGCCUGUCUUUGCGUCAAAUCAUUCUGUCAGACAACUUCUUAACGCACAUUGACAACUUGGCUUUCAGUUCGCUUUCGAAGCUUGAAAUUUUGAUUCUAAAUAAUAACAACAUAAGUGCGGUCAAGAGGCGAGCGUUCGGCGAGCUCUCGUCCCUGCAGAUCCUGGAGUUGUCUGGCAACCGGCUGGCGCAGCUCUCCGUGGAGCAGUUCCACAACAUGCGGCAGCUGCGGCACCUGCGCCUCGCCGGCAACGAGCUGCGCGCGCUGUCGCGGGAUGUCUUCAAGAACACCGUGCUGGAGCACCUAGACCUCAGCGACAAUCAAAUAGCCAUCUUCCCGAGCAGCGCCCUGGCGCAGGUGGGCUUCACGCUUCGCCGACUUGACCUCGCACACAAUCGUCUGGAAUACUUAGACGCAGCUAUGUUUCACUCUAUCAGUUUCUUACACGAGCUCAGUCUCGCUCACAAUGGACUUACCGUCCUCUCAGAUAAUACAUUCUCUGGUCUGGCACGGCUUUGGUUCCUUGAUCUUUCUUACAAUAUGAUAAAAACUAAUUUCAAAGAAUUGUUUCAUAACUUGCCCCGCUUGCGCCAACUGUCGCUGGCGGGGACGGGGCUGAAGGUCGUUCCACAUCUACUGCUCGUUAAUCUCACAGUGCUGGACCUCAGUAACAACUACAUUGCGUCGUACCGCGAGUCUGAUGUGCGGCGGAUAGCUAACCUGCGCGUCUUGGACCUAGCUCGCAACCGUUUCACUUCACUGCAGCCUGCAAUGUGGACUGCUCUUCCUCGCCUCUCUUCGCUUGAUGUGUCGCACAAUCCCAUCGUGCGCGUCUCGCGCGGUGCUUUCGAGGGUCUUGACCAUCUACUACGUCUGCGGAUGGAUCAUCUGCGUCAACUAGAGGCUAUAGAACCUCGAGCUUUUAAACCCCUAGUAUCGCUGCGCUCACUCUGGCUCGAGUCCCUUCCUUUAACUGGUAGAUUGGAUGUAUCUUUUGCCGACAUAGCCGCGUGCACGCUAGGUUUAGAGACUCUGGAAGUGUAUCUACGUGAGAGUGUGCUGGACUCUCAAUUAAGUGGAAUGCGAGCACCAAAGCUUCGCGUGAUGUCUGUGCGAGGAGCUUCGCUGCGGCAUGUGUCGGAAUCGGCUUUCUCGUGCCUGCACCGGCAGCGCGCGCUGACACUGCGCAUAACGGGCACGAUGCUGCGCGCGCUGCCGCCGGGCUUGCUGCGCCCGCUAGCGCGCGUUCCGCACCUGGCCCUCGACCUCAGUGAUAACCAGCUCAGCAGCUUGGCUCCCACCACGCUCUACCCCAAUCUUACCGGUUGGAAUCGUCUCGCCACUAAGCUCCUGUCAGGUGGGUGUUGUUCGUGUAUCAUUACCUGUCUGGAAGCAAAAGUUUGUAGCAGAAUUUGUCGACAGGGGGAUUGGUGGUGUCGGGCAACCCACUCCGCUGUGGCUGCUCGGUGUCGUGGGUGGGCGCGUGGCUCCGGCGCUGGACGGCAGAGGUAGGCGCGUGGUCGGCAGGCGCGCGGGCGGCAGCGCGGCGCAGCA